AAUCUGUCCAAUUUUAGGAUGAUCAAACCAAAUAAAUUGGAAAGUGUGAAAAAGUGAAACACAAAACACAAAAAAAGUGACUUACGAACCUGCACGGUUGCAGAUCUUCUUCAAACUGAGAGACAAAACAGACAGUGAGAAAGAGAGAGAGAGAGAGAGAUGGGAAACUUGGCGUGUUGUGGGAGUGAGUUCUGGUUGUAUGUGUUGGUGAUAGUAGGACUGGUGGCCUUUGCUGGGCUCAUGGCUGGUCUCACCCUGGGUCUCAUGUCUUUGGGCCUCGUCGACCUUGAGGUUCUCAUCAAGUCUGGUCGUCCUCAGGAUCGUUUACACGCCGCUAAGAUAUUUCCAGUGGUAAAGAAUCAGCAUCUUUUACUAUGUACACUAUUGAUUGGAAACGCAUUAGCAAUGGAGGCUCUUCCCAUAUUCUUGGACAAGCUUGUGCCUCCAUGGGCAGCAAUUCUGAUAUCAGUGACUCUCAUCCUUGCGUUUGGUGAGAUAAUUCCACAAGCAGUCUGUACUCGCUAUGGCUUGACAGUUGGAGCAACAAUGGCCCCACUCGUCCGUGUUCUUCUUUGGCUGUUCUUGCCUAUUUCUUAUCCAAUUAGUAAGAUGUUGGAUUGGAUGUUGGGUAAGGGACAUGCUGUUCUGCUACGGAGAGCAGAGCUGAAAACUUUUGUGAAUUUUCAUGGCAAUGAGGCUGGGAAAGGCGGGGAUUUAACGCAUGAUGAGACUACAAUUAUCACUGGGGCACUUGAAUUGACUGAAAAGACUGCAAGAGAUGCCAUGACUCCCAUAACAAAUGCAUUUUCCCUUGAUCUGGAUGCAAAUCUUAAUUUGGAGACUUUGAAUGACAUAAUGACAAGGGGUCAUAGUAGAGUUCCAGUUUAUGCUGGAAAACCAACAAACAUAAUUGGACUUGUCCUGGUUAAAAAUCUCUUGACAGUUGAUCCAAAAGUUACAGUUUCCUUGAGAAAAAUGAUAAUCCGGAAAAUUCCUCGGGUAUCAGAAGACAUGCCUCUGUAUGACAUUCUAAAUGAAUUUCAGAAGGGUCACAGCCACAUUGCUGUUGUAUAUAAGGAUCUAAAUGAGAAAAAAGAUACAUCAAAGAAAGGUAAAGAGAGGGAACAACUUGAGUUUAAGGAUAGCUGUAGAAAGCACAGAGGCAGUUCUAAGGCGUCACCAGAUCAAGAAAAUCUUGAUGUUAGUCCCACUUCUGCUACCCAAGAUUUGGGGGCAGAAUCAAAAGCUACUGCCUAUAAAAAGCGACAUAGAGGUUGUUCAUAUUGCAUUCUGGACAUUGAAAAUCUUCCAAUUCCAGAGUUCCCGUCCAAUGAAGAGGUCGUUGGUGUAAUUACCAUGGAGGAUGUCAUUGAAGAACUUCUUCAGGAGGAAAUAUUGGAUGAAACCGAUGAAUAUGUCAACAUCCAUAACAGGAUAAAGGUCAACAUGCAUGCAUCUCAGGAAAAAGCUCCUGAGUUGAAUUCGCCACAGCCCUCCCCCACCAGCACUCCAAUCCCAGACUCCCCGCCAACCACAACGAACCAAGUUUCUUAAGUGGACUCACUGAGGAUUGGUUCGUAAUAGGAACGUAGAUUUACUUAGAAAACAGAAGUUGGGAAUUUGUCACUUGGCAGGAACAGUGGCUUACCCAACUUGAAUUUUUUAGUUAGACUGUCUGGAAUUAUGUAGAAAGAGAUGCUCGUCAGUUAGAUGUUCUGUUUAAGUUGAUGGUGGCUUUUUGUAUUUAAAAUCAAACUGAAUUACUGAAGAUAUAAGCUAAAUUUAUCAAACUGUAAAUCAGUUCCAUUUAA
Messenger RNA from Quercus robur (English oak), 1811 nucleotides. Its product is annotated as DUF21 domain-containing protein At1g47330. Gene Ontology annotation, biological process: magnesium ion homeostasis. NCBI's taxonomy places the organism in Eukaryota, Viridiplantae, Streptophyta, Magnoliopsida, Fagales, Fagaceae. The record is from RefSeq and is a predicted model, not a curated record. The coding region runs from base 160 to 1554 and encodes 464 amino acids. Gene Ontology annotation, cellular component: intracellular membrane-bounded organelle. The transcript is spliced from 12 exons.